AUGGCAAGCGGCGAGAGCUCCCGCCCUCCUGACGCCUUGGAUCCUGAUAUACCCCUUCUCGACGCAUCCACAUCCACCUCCGCCAUCCCGCCCGCCGCCGCCGAAGAAGCUGAGGUGACGCGCGAGCACACGCGCAUCCAGACUCGGUCUCUGCGCGAAAGCGAGACCUCGCCACAGGCCGCUUCCUCCUCAUCGUCUUCUUCCACGUCCUCCGCCGACCCGGGUGCUGCAUCAACAGCAGACGCGGCAAGCGAGCAGAUCGCAAGCGAGCAGAUCAUCGAGAGCGAGAGCCCCGCGCACUCGAUGAGCAGCUCCGCAGGCUCGUCCGGCGCGUCCGACAUCGCGCUUCUCGAAGCCUUCCGGUACGAAAUCUCCUUUGCGUUUCCCGAGUCGCAAGCUCACGCUGCAUCGGGGUUGCUCGCGAGUCCCGUGGUCGUGCGCAUAAGACGGUUCCGCGAGGACGCGAGCGAGUCCUUCCCGCUCGGCGUGUCGUCGCCUGAGCUGUCGUCCGGCAGCGGCGGGCAGUCUGCGGAGGAGUUUGAUGGCUCGAGUCCGAUUCUGACGACGACGACGACGACGUCGUCGUCGGUGCCGCACAAUAGCAGUCCGGUCGAAGAGGCCGCGAGCGAGGUGCCGCUGCUGAUCCAGCUCUGCUUGCUUCCCGAGUUUGACUUGGCGACGACAAGACCGCCGGCGCUAAGUCCCUCGCCGCUGCAAGGCACCGUCGUGCGCUCGCCAGAGGUAUAUUACGACUACGUCAUUCCCUCCCCCGCGCCCUCCUCGUCGUCGACAGCAGCCCCGGCAAUGCGAAUCCACCUGCAAUCCUCCAACCCGCGCCUCUUCGCCGUCUUCUCAGACCUCAAAGUGCUCGCCCCGUCCGCGCCAGCGCGAUACUCCCUCGGCGCCCUGCUCCUCCGUGGCGUCCAGCUUCCCCACGUCCCUCCCGCAGGCCACCUCGGUUCCCUGGCCGCCGCGGCCGCACCACCUGUGCUUGUCCCACCUGGCCGCGAGCUCGCGAGCUGCUUUAUCCCGCUGCACGUCGACGCGGCCGAAAGUCCUGCUCGCGCAGACGAGUCGGCUGUGAGCAGCAGCGUGGGGAGCGAGUCUACCGUCGACCAUCGCGAGUAUGAUCCGCGCCUGACGGAGAACGAACGAGCGAUUUUGAACCAUUUCAGGAAUCAAGGCGCUGAUGUGUAA
This is a messenger RNA of Myxozyma melibiosi, 1197 nucleotides long. RefSeq lists its product as uncharacterized. The transcript has a single exon. Bases 1 to 1197 code for a protein of 398 amino acids. Lineage: Eukaryota; Fungi; Ascomycota; Lipomycetes; Lipomycetales; Lipomycetaceae. The record is from RefSeq and is a predicted model, not a curated record.